Molecule: messenger RNA, 6887 nt
Organism: Paramisgurnus dabryanus
Lineage: Eukaryota; Metazoa; Chordata; Actinopteri; Cypriniformes; Cobitidae
Source: RefSeq, a predicted model, not a curated record
AGCAAGUUACAUUUCCUGUCCUUAUCUGAAGUUGAUGAAAUCAAGUAAAUCAAGAGGGAGAUAAAAGAUGCAUAUACUGUGGCCGACGCUUCUUCUGGGAUCGGUAGUAUUGGCAGAGGAGCAGUAUUUCCUGAAUUCCAGUGCCACCACAUGGGAUGAAGCAAGGGACCACUGUCAGGCCUGUUUCAAGGAUCUGGCAACCAUCACUUAUAGGAAUAUCCACCUCAUUUUGCAGAACCUCAAUUCAGAAUACUGGAUUGGACUUCGCAGGAGAUUCAAUGACUCCAAACCAUGGUCUAGAUGGUCUAAUGGGGACUAUGUUACAUAUCAAAACUGGUAUCCUGGCCAUCCUGUAAGGGUCAAAACAUGUUCUUCAACUACAACCAGCACCUUAGAUAUUGUUCUGACAAGUAACAGCCCAGUUUCUGUUUUAAUCAGUACCCCAGUGAGUGAUUCGACCAGUACCCCAGUGACUGAUUCCACUAGUACCCCAGUGACUGAUUCAACCAGUUUCACCCUGGUGACUGAUUCAACCAGUAACCCAAUAAACGAUUUGACCAAUACCCCAGUGAAUGAUUUAACCAGUACCAGUACAAAUACCACCUUAGUGACUGAUUCAACCAGUACCCCAGUGAGUGAUUCAAGCAGUACCUCAAGGACUGAUUCAACCAGUAUCACCCUGGUGACUGAUUCAGCCAGUACCCCAGUGACUGAUUCAGCCACUACCCCAGUGACUGAUUCAACCAGUACCCCAGUGACUGAUUCAACCAGUACCCUAGUGACUGAUUCAACCAGUACCCCAAUAAACGAUUUGACCAAUAACCCAGUGAAUGAUUUAACCAGUACCAAUACCACCUUAGUGACUGAUUCAAGCAGUACCCAAGUGAGUGAUUCAACCAGUAUCACCCUGGUGACUGAUUCAACCAGUACCCCAGUGAGUGAUUCAACCAGUACCCCAAUAAACGAUUUGACCAAUAACCCAGUGAAUGAUUUAACCAGUACCAGUACCAAUACCACCUUAGUGACUGAUUCAACCAGUACUUAUUCAAGCAGUACCCCAGUAACUGAUUCCAGCAGGACCCCAGUGAGUGAUUCAACCAGUAUCACCCUGGUGACUGAUUCAACCAGUACCCCAGUGACUGAUUCAAGCAGUACCCCAGUGAGUGAUUCAACCAGUAUCACCCUGGAGACUGAUUCAACCAGUACCUCAGUGACUGAUUCAAAUAGUAUCAGCCUGAUGACUGAUUCAACCAGAGCCCCAGUGAAUGAUUCAACCAGUACCACCCCAGUGACUGAUUUAACCAGUACCCCAAUGAAUGAUUCAACUAGUAUCACCCCAUUGAAUGAUUCAACCAAUACCACCUUAGUGACUGAUUCAACCAGUACCCCGGUGACUGAUUCAGCCAGUACCGAAGUGACUGAUUCAACCAGUACCCCAGUGACUGAUUCAACCAGUACCGAAGUGACUGAUUCAACCAGUACCCCAGUGAGUGAUUCAACCAGUACCCCAAUAAACGAUUUGACCAAUAACCCAGUGAAUGAUUUAACCAGUACCAGUACCAAUACCACCUUAGUGACUGAUUCAACCAGUACCCUAGUGACUUAUUCUUCCAGUACCCCGGUGACUGAUUCAGCCAGUACCGAAGUGACUGAUUCAACCAGUACCCCAGUGAGUGAUUCAACCAGUAUCACCCUGGUGACUGAUUCAACCAGUACCCUAGUGACUUAUUCUUCCAGUACCCCGGUGACUGAUUCAGCCAGUACCGAAGUGACUGAUUCAACCAGUACCCCAGUGACUGAUUCAACCAGUACCGAAGUGACUGAUUCAACCAGUACCGAAGUGACUGAUUCAACCAGUACCGAAGUGACUGAUUCAACCAGUACCCCAGUGACUGAUUCAACCAGUACCGAAGUGACUGAUUCAACCAGUACCCCAGUGAACGAUUCAACCAGUACCACCCCACUGAAUGAUUCAAACGGUACAACCUUAAUGACUGCUCCAAACAGUUCAACCCCAAUGAGCUCAACCACAUCACAUAUUAGCAGUACAGAAGAUCAGCGCUCCCUACUGACACAAAUGCCUAAUUUCCUAAAUAUGAAAUACUCUAUAAAUAAAACUGGGACAAUUGUCAGUUCAGCUUCUCAACCUUUAUGCCACAAACUACUGCGUGUUAAUAUCAUCCCUAGCAUACAAAAAAUAUGUGAUGAUGAUGAAGAGUAUAUUGAGGACGCUUGUGUGGCCUUGCUCAUUUAUGGCAUGUGGAUAGAAAGAAAUUGCAAUGAAAACAUUCCCUUUAUCUGUUAUGAAGAGCGUUUUAUGGGUGAAAUACACAUUUCCAAUGUGACAAAAACUGAGGGUUACCUAUCCUGGAGUCCAGCACCAGGGGAGAUUACCCACUACAGAGUGGAAGUUACAGCAGACCUAAACCAGACUUUUAAUUCAAAUGAGACAGGCCUGUCUAAACAAUUAUUGAACCUUAAAGAAGCAACUCGAUAUGAUGUUCAGGUCUUCCCAGUGAAAUGUGGCAGGGAUCUCAACCCUCAGAAUAUUUCUUUCUAUACCAUCCCAUCUGGUGUUUAUAAUCUGAAUGUAAUGAAGGUGACAAAUAAAAGCGUCGAACUGAGCUGGGAUCACUCAGGAGGAUAUGAUAUAUAUUCAGUAAAUGUGUCAGAUGUAUCCAAACUACAUAAUGCAAAUGAAAGUACAAUUGUGAUAUCAGAUCUUACACCAGCGAAAAUGUAUAAUUUCACAGUUACUGCUAUAGUUAAUGGUACUACAGAAAGUGUGUCAGAGAGCGUUUCCACCUACACCAAGCCUUCACCUGUCCUGAAUCUAAAAUCAGCAGAUAAAUAUGAUACAGUCAUAAAUGCUUUCUGGACAAAACCCAGUGAAAUCCUUUCGGGUUACCGUGUUUGUCUUAAUGAAAACAAUAUAUUUUGCAGUAAUUGCAGUGACUGUGAGGAGUGCAGUGAGUGUGUAAACUGUACUAACACAAACUCAACAGCUGCAUGGAUAAACUUUACAGGUAAAACUCCUGACACAAAAUAUAUUCUGUGUGUGGCUUCACUAACAAACAACAAUGAAGUACAAGGAGAAAUGGUUCAAAUUGAUGCAUACACAUGUCCGAAAAAAGUGGCAAAUCUUUCUUUAUCUUCAACUAAUCAAUCCAUUACUGCCAACUGGAAUUUUAUUGAAACUUAUAAAAGAUUCAAUGUGAGCAUUAAAGCAGAUUGCUGGGUUGGCACAUCUAAUGUCACUAACCAAUCGAGUUAUACUUUCAAUGAUCUGAGGGGAGCAGUAAGCUACACCGUCACUGUUAUCACUCUUUCUGAGAAAUAUAAAUUGGAAAGUGAUCCUGCUGAACGAUCAGUGUAUACCACCCCAUCUGCUGUUUAUAAUCUGAAUGUAAUGAAGGUGACAAAUGAAAGUGUCGAACUGAGCUGGGAUCACUCAGGAGGAUACGAUUUCUAUUCCGUAAACGUGUCAGAAGUAAUCAAACUACAUACCGCAAAUACAAAUAAAAUUGUGAUACCGGGUCUUACACCAGCGAAAAUGUAUAAUUUCACAGUUACUGCUAUAGUUAAUGGUGCUACAGAAAGUGUGCCAGAGGGCGUUUCUACUUACACCAAGCCUUCACCUGUCAUGAAUCUAAAAUCAGCAGAUGAAUAUGAAACAAUCAUAAAUGCUUUCUGGACAAAACCUAAUGAAAACCUUUCGGGUUACCGUUUUUGUCUUAAUGAAAACAAUUUAUUUUGCAAUAAUUGCAGUGUGUGCGUAAACUGGUGUAACACAAACUCAACAGAUGAGUGGAUUAACUUUCCAGGUAAAACACCUGGCACAAAAUAUAUUCUCUGUGUGGCUGCACUAACAAACAACAAUGAAUUACAAGGAGAAAUUGUUCAAAUUGAUGCGUACACACGUCCAAGCAAUGUGGCAAAUCUUUCUUUAACUUCAACUAAUCACUCCAUUACUGCCAACUGGUUGUUGAAUGAAGGUUAUAAAAGUUUCAAUGUGAGCAUUAAUGCAGAUGACUGGGAUGGCACGUCUAUUGUCACUAAUCAAUCAAGUUAUACUUUCAAUGAGCUGCAAGCAGCAGAAAGCUACACCAUCACUGUCAUCACUCUGUCUAAGAAAUAUGAAUUGGAAAGUGAUGGUGUUGAACAAUCAGUGUAUACCAAGCCUUCACCUGUCCUGAAUCUAACAUCAGCAGAUAAUAAUGAAACAAUCAUAAAUGCUUCCUGGACAAAACCUAAUGAAAUCCUUUCAGGUUACCGGGUUUGUCUUAAUGAAAAAAAUAUAUUUUGCAGUAAUUGUAGUGCCUGUGAGGAGUGCAGUGAGUGCGUAAACUGUAUAAUCACAACAACAACAGCUGCAUGGAUAAACUUUCCAGAUAAAACACCUGGCACAAAAUAUAUUCUGUGUGUGGCUGCACUAACAAACAACAAUGAAGUACAAGGAGAAAUGGUUCAAAUUGAUGCAUACACACGUCCAAGCAAAGUGGCAUAUCUUUAUUUAACUUCAACUAAUCACUCCAUUACUGCCAAUUGGUUGUUGAAUAAAGGUUAUAAAAGUUUCAAUGUGAGCAUUAAAGCGGAUGACUGGGUUGGCACGACUAUCACUUAUCAAACGAGUUAUACUUUCAAUGACCUGCAAGCAGCAGUAAGCUACACCGUCACUGUCAUCACUCUUUCUGAGAAAUAUAAACUGGAAAGUGAUCCUGCUGAACUAUCAUUGUAUACCAAGCCUUCACCUGUCCUGAAUCUAAAAUCAGCAGAUGAAUAUGAUACAAUCAUAAAUGCUUUCUGGACAAAACCUAGUGAAAUCCUUUCAGGUUACCGUGUUUGUCUUAAUGAAAACAAUAUAUUUUGCAAUAAAUGCAGUGAUUGCAAUGACUGCAGUGAGUGUGUAAACUGUAUAAUCACAACAGCUGAGUGGAUAAAGUUUACAGGUAAAACUCCUGGCACAAAAUAUAUUCUGUGUGUGGCUGCACUAACAAACAACAAUGAAACACAAGGAGAAAUGGUUCAAAUUGAUGCAUACACACGUCCGAGCAAAGUGGCAGAUCUUUCUUUAUCUUCAACUAUUCACUCCAUUACUGCCAACUGGUUGUUAACUGAAGGUUAUAAAAGUUUCAAUGUGAGCAUUAAAGCAGAUGGCUGGGUUGGCACGUUUAUUGUCACUGAUCAAUCGAGUUAUACUUUCAAUGAACUGCAAGCAGCAGUAAACUACACCAUCACUGUCAUCACUCUUUCUGAGAAAAAUAAAUUGGAUAGUGAUCCUGCUAAACAAUCAGUGUAUACCGAGCUUGUUUCUCCAGGACCGGCAACUGCUACUGUUCUUGACCAUACUGCCAUAAAUGUUACCUGGGGAGUUCCCACAGAGUUGACAGGAAACUCAACAAUUACAUAUAAUGUGACAGUUCACUCUGAGUACUGGCAGAAAUAUGAUACAAGCCAUUUAACCCAGAAUAGGUUUAUCAUCUUUAAUGAUUUAAAGUCAGGAACAAAAUAUACCUUCAGUGUCAGUGUUGUGGCUGGCAAAAACCAGAGUGCUCCAGUCUUUGCUUAUGGAAUGACAGUGCCUAAUAAGACGCAAGUGACCUUUGCAGUGAUGUGCACCAGUGAAACAUCACUUUACUGUAGCAAGAGUACAACUCUGACAGAAAUAAAAGAAGAGCUUGAAAAUCAGUUUGGAAAUAAAUAUAAAGAUGUCUACUGGAAACUUGAAAAGAUUGACAGAAAAUGAUGUUGUCACAGUCCCUACAACAAAAACUUGGACCACUGCACUGCGGUCUUUAUACCCAUACAACGGAUAUAAAUAACAGCAAAACAGAAGUCAGUUAAGUUUCAACUUCAUUUAGUUGCAGUUCCUCAGUUUAUCAUCUGUGAGGAAUAUACAAGAAAUGAACCCAAGUGCAGACAGAACUAAAAAAUAAUAAUUUAUUAACAGACAAGGGAAAACAAAACCCACGAGGGGGCAAAACAAGACAGGAUGAGGAAAACACUAAACUAACAUUAAACUAACAAUAAACUUCACGCUACAUAUAACAGACCAGACUAGACUAGACUAGACUAGACUAGACUAGACUAGAUAUUAUAAAUACUCACAAAUGCUAAACAGGAACACGACAAGGAUUGCAACACGGAUACAAGAAGACGCACGAGCACAGAACAGCAAACACAAGGACAAUAAAUAGGGACAAAGUAAAUUACAUACACCUGGAAAUCAUUACAAGUAAGGGAUCCGGGAAAAAGUGACAAGACCCGGGAAAUGCGUGGUCAGAAUAAACCAAUACUAAAACCACAAAUUUCCCACAUAAAACAUGGUACUGCCAGGACCCCGAACACAAAGACUAGAUAUAAUUAAACAUGAUUUUGACGGAUCCUGACAGUAUCUUUCUUAUAGAAUUAUUGUGUUGCAUUGCAUGAAUUAUUGGAAAUUGAUAUGUAUGCAUACUUUAUUUUUUUAAAUUAAGAUAUAAUUAUAUUAUAUUUUCUUUAUAGUUUUUAUCUAUAUAGGUUCAUGUAUUUUUUUCUGCAGAAAUUCCUAUUGUUUUUUAUUUGUUGUUGUUUUUUGACACAACUGUCAAUGUAAUGUAUUUUAUUUUAAUAUGUACUGUCUGUUUCAAAAAUGUUAUCUUCUGUAAAGCUGUAAAAUGGUGGACAGACAUAACAUUUUAUUUGCAAUGGGUGGCCUGGCUGAGCACCCCUUGGUGGUGGGGAUGGUCCUAAAACUUUAUGUAUGAAAAUAUAUACUUUUUUAUCAUUUCUUGAUAAUUAUGCAAAAGUUUAAUUUCUUGAUUGUUACAAAAUGAUAAAUUGAUACAUAUACUGUACACCCUUAAAUGUAAAAUCCAGUGUGCAUUUAUUAAAUGUAUUUAUUCUUG